AUGCGCAUUUCGGUCGCCGCGUCGCACGUCGAGCCCAUCGACAUGCGGUUGCACGGCGGCUGGGGCUCGGUCGCCGCCCCUCCGCUCGCCUCGGACGCCGCCCAAGACGACGGCGAGACUCUCUGCUGCGCCGUCUCGGGGGCGGCUGCGGACGGCUCUGGCGAUGUCAUCGCCCUCGUCGACAGUGCCGAACCCUCACCGUCGGUCGAGGCGCGACGCGCGCUCUGCUUCUCCAAGCCGCGCUCGCUGAGCCACGUCGCCGCCGCCCAGCUCCCAAUCCUCGUCCUGACUGCCGCCGCCGCCCUUCACUCGGUGCUCAUUGCCGGCUCCACCGGCCGGCUGCCGAAGCUUCUCUCGUUUACCGAGCAGCUGGCCGGGACAGGCCUCUCUGCAGUGGUGGACGUGGUCGGGCGGGAGGAGGAGCCGGGCUGGGUGAGGGAGGCGCUCGGCUGCGCCUAUGUCUCGGCGGCGUCGCCCGCGCUGCUCUCGCUCAGCGAGGACGGCGCCCUCGCGGCGGCGCGUGGCUGGCAGAGGCGGUGGGGCAGGCGGCCGCACGAGGGGAGGCGCGUCUGGCGCGCGGACGACCGCGCGGCGGAGGCGCUGUCCGAGGCGAUGGCGCUGCUCGAGAGCGGGAAGCUGACGCCGCCCGCCGAGGCGAGCGCCGCCUCCGAGACGGGGAUGCAGUACCUCGAGUUCCUGCGCUGGCCGCGCGAUUCGGAGACCGGCCGCCGGUUCGGAUUCCCAGGCGAGAGAAUCUACUAG
Messenger RNA from Emiliania huxleyi CCMP1516, 762 nucleotides. RefSeq lists its product as hypothetical. NCBI's taxonomy places the organism in Eukaryota, Haptophyta, Isochrysidales, Noelaerhabdaceae. The transcript is spliced from 3 exons. The record is from RefSeq and is a predicted model, not a curated record. Bases 1 to 762 code for a protein of 253 amino acids.